This is a messenger RNA of Metopolophium dirhodum (rose-grain aphid), 4536 nucleotides long. RefSeq lists its product as uncharacterized. The record is from RefSeq and is a predicted model, not a curated record. NCBI's taxonomy places the organism in Eukaryota, Metazoa, Arthropoda, Insecta, Hemiptera, Aphididae. The coding region runs from base 179 to 3112 and encodes 977 amino acids. The transcript has 2 exons.
UGCGUGCACUCCAUGUGUUCAGUUUAUGCCGUGAAGUCGUGCUACACCACGUAAAUGUAGCAUGACGAAUGUUUAUAAAAAUCAGUUUGUUUUACAUUCAAAGUUUAAGUUUUUAAUUUUUGUGUAAUGGGCACUUCAAUUACUGCUUAUUUGGAAUAUACAUCUAUACAAUUAAAAGAUGUAUUUGCUGCCACAUGUGAUAUUAAAAAUAAUAUUACUAACAAGCACCAUAGCGGAACCUGUGUUAGAAAUUUUAUUACCAGCAGAGAAUGGUCAAACCCUAACAAAUGUGGAUCAAUCCAACUCAGCCAAUGAUGAAGAUAAAACAUUAGCACAGCAAAUUUUUGAAGGCAAGUAUGGUCUUAUACAUAAAGAACUAUUCAAUGACAUACCAUCAAGGCCUGGAAUUAUAAGUUACAACAUAAAUCCUGAAGUGCCAAAGGACAACAUCAAUAAUUUAGGAGGGUUAGAUCCUGAUGAAAUAUGGCUGGCAGAGAAUCAUUUACUUGUGUUAAGAGGGGGGAAUUUUAGUGAUAAAAAAGUCAAAUGGUCAUACAUAGAUAACUUUAUUGCUCCAUUAAGACAGGUAAAAAUACCAGAAAACCCUAAAAUACCUCCACCAUUUCCAAUACAGCUGGAAGACAAUGGACCUAUUGAUUUUAUAUCCAUUAAUGGUUCUACUUGGAAUCCAGUAUUUCCUCCUCCAUUCCCAUCAAUUCAAAGCCCACCACUUCCAAACACAACAUUUGAUGAAGAUGAUCAGUCAUUAUUUUAUCCACCCAAGUAUGAUUUUGUAUAUACUCAAGAAAAUUCUACAAGAGUUCCUCCAGGUCCAUUAGUUCCUGGAAUAGUUUUGCCACCACCACCAAAUUUCUUUGGUCCUUUAGAAAAGCCAGAAAAAACUAAAAAAAUUAACUUAAAUACGAAUAAAACAAUUCCAAGAUUUAAUCAAAAACCAUACUUUAAAAUCCCCAAAGGAAAUCAUAAUGCUAAAGAAAAUGGAUGGGUUCCAAUACCAUCAAUCAAGCCAAAUUAUAUUGAAGGGUUGAAAAUCAAAAGUAAUAUUAUUAUUAGUACAACUGAAAGUAGUAAUAAUUACAAUUCAAAUAAUAACGAACAAAUUAAUUUCCCCAGUCACCAAUUUUUCCUAGAAAAUCCAGUAGGACAUACAACAAGACGUCCAGAUUCUUAUUAUUAUUAUGAAGAAAAUAAUAAAUAUGAUGUAGAAAAACCAGCUCAACACAAUAAAUAUGAAGAUUCUAAUAUAAAAAAUCAACAAUUUGAUUUCCAAAAUAAUUACGAAAAGUCUACUACAGUCAAGCCAUAUUAUGAGUAUAGUUAUAUUGCUCCAGAGUACGAUAUUAAAUCCCAAAUUCAAAAUCCAAUCCAUAAACAAAAGCCAAUGACAGAAUACCAAAAAGAAAGACAUGUAUUUCAAGAAUGGUCAGAAAACCCAAAAAAUACUCAAUUCAAUAAUGAAAUGGAAAAGCAAAAAUAUCAAUCGUGGCCACAACAAAAUAACCAAUACUCGGAUAUUGAUUAUAAUUAUCAAACAGAAAAACCCAACUUUGCUACUGAUAAUCCAUAUCAUGCAUUUUUCACACAAGAUGAUGCCAGUUUAGUAGAUGAAAAUACAAAAAAAUAUUUUGCUCUCUUUGGUCAGAAAGUUAGAACUGAGAAACCGACCCAAGUAACAUCACAAUCAAAACCUCAUAGUAAUAAAAAUGAUAAUAAGAUAUCAAUCAUUGAUGACAUAUUAGUUAACUUUAAACAGCCAUUGCCAACUAACAAUCCAGUGUCAAAAAUAACUACGGUGAAACCGCACUACAAUUAUCCUCAAAUUUCUUUACAUGAUGAUAUAAAUGUAAAUUUUAAAGAAAAACAUGCACAAAUUAAUCCUGAUACUGAGAUAAUAUCUGAAAAUUCAAAUGAUUUUAAAGAAAAUUAUCCAUAUUCGAUUGAUGCUGAAAUCAUCUACAAUCAACGUUUGCCACCUAAAAAUAGUAACACCGACCAAAUAAUUAAAAAACCUUUGAUUCAAACUUCACUACAAAGCAACACUCCAGUGAAUUAUAAACAACCUCUACAAUCAAAAAAUCCAAAUUUAGAACCAAUUACACUAAGACCAUACUUAAAUGUACAUCAACCAUCACUCUUAGAUGAUACUCAAGUAAAUUACAAACAACCAUUACCACCAAUAAAUUUAAAUUCUGAAAUUAUUACUCAAAUACCACUAUACAGAUUGCCAUCAUUAUUUGAAGACACAAAUGUGAACUAUAAACAACCUUUGAGAUCUGAAAAUUCAAAUUCAGAACAAAUUACUCAAAGGCCACAUACGCGAAUAACCCAAUCUCCCUUACAUGAAGAUAUAAAUUAUAAUUUAGACUCUUCAUUUGUAACACAGAAUCCAAAUUCAGAACAUGUUACACAAAAGUUAUAUAUGCACAUACCCCAAACACCAUAUUAUAGUGAUACUAAAAUGACUAAUAAACACCAAAAACAAACUUAUUCAUCGAGCAUUCCAAAUAUAGAACUGGUUACACAAAAACCAUACAAAAAUAUUCCAGAAACGUCAAUACAUGAUGGGAUUCAAGUAAACUUUAAGCCACAAAAAUAUUCAAAUAGUGGAGUAGUCACUCAAAGGCCCUAUAUUAAAGUACCAAACACUCAAUACCUUGAAGACACGCAAGUGAAUUAUCAACAAACAAUAUUUCAACAAAAUCCAAACAUUGAAACAGUAGAAAAAAGACCACAAAUUAAGUUUCCUCAGACAUCACUGGUUGAUGAUGCUCAAUUUCAUUUUAAAAGACCAUUGCCAUUGAGAAACCACAAUACAGAGUAUUUUACUCAACGACCUAAAUCUAUAUACUCACAGACACCAGUAUCUUUAAUUGAUGAUGUUCAAGUAAACUAUAAACAACCACUGCCAACAAAAAAUAUUGAUUCAGAAUAUAUAGUAACAACACAAAGACCAUUAAAUCGUGUAGUUUCAUACAAUUUACCUGGAAAUAGCGGAAGUCAUUUUUUCUUUUUAACAACUCACACUGGACAUCCAAUACAAUAUAAUUUGGGUAGUCAUAACUAUCAAUACUAUAAGAGAAAUGUCAAAUAGAAGUUUAAUACUAAUUAUAUUACAUUUUGUUUGAGCAUUGAAAUUGCAAUUCAAAAAGUUAUAAUGGAACCAUUUAUACUGUGGAUAAAAUAUAUGAUACAAUCAAACAUUUGAUAUUGUUAAAUAAAAGACUGUGUUAUGUAAUAUGAAAUAAUUCUUAUGUAAGGUACAAUAUUAUUAGUGUUUAAUUAAUUUGACAUAUUAUGGAACUAAAUUCAUUUCUUAUUUUUGAUUAAUGGCAUUAUUCUUUAAGAAAUAAAUCUAUUAGUAAUAGUGAAAGUAAAUUAUUGUAUCAAUUCUUAGUUAAUAUGAAUUGAAAUAAGUUUAAGGUAUACUUCAAUGUAGUUAUUUAAUAUUGUGUCAUAAUUAAAAAAUAUAAGAAACUAUUUUACUAUUAAUUUUUGUUUAACACAACUAGUUGUAAAAUAAAAUUUGAUGAAUUAAGGAUGUUUGAUUAAGAUUUUUUUCAUCUAUAAUAAUAUUAAGAGUUAAACAGACAUCAAUUUGUGUUUAUGUGUAUACAAUAUGUAAGAAACUUUUGUAUUUAUUAAUGAAACAUUAAGUAUAUAUUUAAAUAAUACUUUUAGCAUAAUGAAUUGGAAUUUUGUAUCAAUAUAAAAAUAUAACAAUGAAAUUAAUAUUGAAACACAUUGAGUACAUUGAGAAUACAUUUAACAAUUAUAUUGUAUAAUGCUCCUAAACUUUAGAGACAUGUCACAGUGCAAACAGAACAUACAUACAACGUAAAUGGUUUUAAGAAGUUUAAAAUAUUUGGUACUGUUUGCCAUCACAAGCCAUUAGUGUACUUCGCUGUGCCAUAAGCAAUUUAACAUAACCCCCCCCCCAGGUGACCGUCCAUUGUACUAUAGUAUUUUAUACAUACAUACCAUUACAAUUAGUAAUUAGUAUUUCAUAAUAAGACAUAAGAAAAUAAAUAAGAAAAUUUCAUAAAAAUUCUUUAAUGUCAUACAUUUUAUUUGUUGUAAAUUUUUUUAACAAUAUCAUAAAAUAAAUUAAUAAUGUUAUUUUUAAGAUAAGUAUGCACCUGAGAUUACACUUACCUACUAUGUAGCAACAAGCUAACAUGCUAACAUGAUUAUAUCAUAAUAAAAUAAAAUUUCAAAUAUAAUAAAAAUAAUUACCAUUUUCCAUAAAUAGAUCGCAUUCUAGAUUUACCUACAUGUAAAAUAUUGAGAUACAGAGCAACAUUGAUCAUGAUUCAUAAAUAUAAAACUUAGUUUUAAUUCUGCUGACAAAAAGUCCACUUGGAGGGUGGAAAUUUUUUAAUACAAAAAUGAAAAUACUAAUAUUUUUAUAUUUUAAACUAUACAUUACCUAAGUAUUAAAAUUUAUUUUUAUUUUUUAAUAAUACUAUUGUUAAUAAUUACUACCUACAAAUAAACAAAUACAUUUUUUCUAACUUA